AUGGAUCUAGAGCAGCGUACUUCAGGAGUUUGCCUGGGAUUCACCGCCCCUCUUUCACCACAUGCCUCGACUUAUCUGGUUCGAAAGCAUGGCAAAAUCACGUUUGCGCCGGAGCAUCGUCUUGCCUGUAAUGAGGAGGACAAGCUCGGACACAUUGUCCUCGUACCUGGUGGCGCCAAACUGCAGGCCAUACAAACGUUAUACGUUCUGCCCUCGAAUUCGUUGGCGACAGACAGGUACCAACUCGAGCCAGCUUCGGAUCUUCGAGUUGAGAUUCUUCUUCUCAGGCACGGAGACACUAUCACAUCUCCAGAUGCUACAGACAGUGUGACAUGCGUAUCCCGUGCUUCCGAGGUGCAGGUGAAUUCAUCAGCCGCUGAACACGCAAAAGAUGAUAAAUCUGGGAAGCUGGUCAGCGCCGAAGAUGCGCUCGAAGAUGAAACCGAAGAUGAAGUUGCCUCAAAUGGUACUGUUACUGAGGUUCCCGUCACCCAGACGAUUACGCAGCCAUCAUAUUUGCAACCGUCUGCAACCCCACAUCUCCCCAGAGACAAGUCGGACGUUGUGCAGGAAACGCCGACUACGAUUCGUAUGGCAAGCGUAGAACGAUACCAGUCCGUUCCUUCAAACGAAGAUCAGCACAUAUCUGCCAUGCGUACAAUACCAAUCGUUGCCACGGAGACGUUCUCCACAGCUCGGACUGGCUACUCACCCAAAAGUGUUCAACAAGACUCCGUUGAUGGGGAGAGCACGACAGGUGGGCAGCGGCCACAGGGAUCUCCUGAAGUCAGAAUCAACGCCCCGCGCACAAGAAAGAGAACAGGUACAAAUCCGUCGCCAGGUCUUGAGGACGAACACUCCACUGGAGAUCGACCCGUAAAGCGCGCUAAGAAAGCACCAACCGCAGGAAAACAUGGAGAUGGCAUUGAUCAUGCCAGUCCUUUGACUUCUGCUACAGUCGAUCCCGACAACGCAACCCAUUCCACGAAGGGCAAGGGUCGAUCGAAGGUCAACUCAGAGGCAACACCCACGAAGUCUUCGAGAAGCUCACAGCGCUCUGGAACGGCAACGACAGCUAUAGCAUAUGAAGGUGAUCUUCCCCGGGUCGCUACCAGUAACUCUGCCAUUAAGGAGGGAAGCACUGCGUUGAAGUUUCUGCGAAAGCAUGGUGGUACAUUUCUUACAACCGUUGGAGAGAGGUGCAACAUCUUAUGCGUCCGUGAUGGAGGCCUAGCAAAGACUAUGAAAGUCUUUCAAGCCAUAGCUCUCGGCAUUCCCAUCGUCACUGACAAAUGGUUGACCGAUUCAGCCAAGGCCGAAAGUUUCCUUGAUCUGUCUUCUUACAAGCCCGCGGUCGUCCAGCAGGAGAAAGAGUGGGGUUUUAGUCUCGAGAAGGUGUGGGGUACAGCGCAGACCCCGUUCAAGGGCUAUUGCAUCUACUUUACGCCUGCUCUCAAGAAGACGUACACCAACUUUCGCGAGAUGGAAAGGGUGUGCCAGACUGUUGGUGCGGAGGUGACAGCGAAGCGGCCUAGCAAGAACAAGAACAACAUCGUGCUUGCGAUGGAAGAAGACGACCCGGACGCAGAGAGAAUGAUCCAGGAUGGCGAGGCAUGCUACCACAAGGAUCUAGUGACCACCAGCAUCCUCCGUGGAAGAAUCGACCUCGGCGGGGAUGAAUUCAGAAUCAAAGCGAAGCAUGCAGGGCCAACCAGGAAGAAAGGGCCCAGAAAAACUGCCUGA
Molecule: messenger RNA, 1743 nt
Organism: Boeremia exigua
Lineage: Eukaryota; Fungi; Ascomycota; Dothideomycetes; Pleosporales; Didymellaceae
Exons: 3
Coding region: 1-1743 (580 amino acids)
Cellular component (GO): nucleus; site of double-strand break
Source: RefSeq, a predicted model, not a curated record